AUCUUUUUCGAGUCAUUUCGCUCAUUUCAGCAGAAUAUAAUAAACAGUGUUUAUGUGUUAAUAGCCAGUUACCUCGACACAUCUACUUACACUUGAUUUCAUUUUAAUUAAUUAACUAAUUAAUUGGUUGAUUGUUUGGAGAGAGAGAGAGAGAGAGAGAGAGAUGGCCAGUAGAGGGCGCCAGUGAGUCAGUGUAAAAGUUGAACAGAAGCGGUGACCGUAACUAUGAACCUCAACAUGAAGUGAAGAUCACAUGAGACACAGGUUGAAGAGAGAACAGCGGGAAUCUCUCUACACACAAGAGAGAGAGAGAGAGAGAGAGAGAGAGAGAGAGAGAGAGAGAGAGAGAGAGAGAGACAGAGACAGACAGACAGACAGACAGAGACAGAGACAGAGAGACAUGGGAGACUCGGCACGAGACCGGCGUAUCUCUCCGGUAAAGAACUUCGUAGCCGGUGGAGUCGGGGGCGCGUGCCUUCUGUUCGCCGGACAUCCGCUCGAUACCAUCAAGGUUCACCUUCAGACGCAGCCCAAAGCCUCGUUCUCUCAGCAUGUGCUGUACACAGGAACACUCGACUGCUUCCGGAAAACUCUGUCCAGAGAGGGAGUGUGGGGGCUGUAUAAAGGGAUGGGAGCGCCGCUGGCCGGAGUGGCCCCGAUGAUGGCCAUCAGCUUCUUCGGAUUUGGACUGGGGAAGCAGCUGCUGCAGAACGACGCGUCCGUCCCAAUCACGGAGAUACUGACCACUCAGAGCCAGAAACAGCAGUGCUCCACACACACCUUCAUGGCUGGAAUGUUAGCCGGAGUUUUCACUACAGUCAUCGUAGCUCCAGGAGAGAGGAUCAAGUGUCUGCUGCAGGUGCAGUCCACCAGUGGGCAGCUGAAAUACACCGGGCCGAUGGACUGUGCAGUGAAACUGUAUAAACAGCAGGGAAUCCGGAGUGUGUAUAAGGGAACUGUCCUCACUCUUAUCAGAGAUAUUCCUUCUACUGGUUUUUACUUCUUAACAUACGAAAACCUCAAACACAUCCUCACUCCUGAGGGCCAGAGUGUGGAGAGUCUCAGCACUCCGAGAAUUCUUCUGGCUGGAGGUGUUGCUGGAAUUGUGAACUGGGUCGUCGCUCUUCCACCUGAUGUCCUCAAAUCCAACUUCCAGACAGCUGCAGAUGGACGUUACUCGGGGUUAAUGGAUGUUUUGCGGACGCUGCUGAGAGAAGAAGGAGCUCGAGCGCUGUAUAAAGGCCUGAGUGCUGUCAUGCUGAGAGCGUUUCCUGCUAACGCGGCGUGUUUUUUGGGCUUUGAAGUGGCUCUGAAGUGUUUAAACUGGCUCGCCCCGACCUGGUGACCGCUACAUGACCCCAGAGUCUGCAGGAAAUCCUACUUCACACAAACAUUAAACACACAACAAUCUGAAUGGAGUCUAACCUGAGCUGUGUUUUAACCUCAGCUUUAAUGUUUUAAAGGAAAAUUCCUCCCUAAACCUGGAACUGGGAAUUCAGCUCCGGCUGGAAGAGUUCAGAAUUAAUAAAUUAUUUUUUGUUUUUAUUUGUUAAUUUUUUUUCUCUUGUGUUGUUUGUACCACAAUCUACAGGAAAGUGUAAAUCUAAUGGAUAUCUGUACAGAUUACUGUAGCAUUGAGAACUUCAUACACACGUGUAAUAAUUUUGAUUUUUUCAGAUUGCAUUCCUAGCUCACGUCUCAUGUGAUGUCUCUGUCUACGUUUUAAUAAAUCACAAUAUUCAAAUUUGUCUUUUAAAAAGUUUAUAAAUAAGUUUAGUGAGUGAAUGAAAUAACAGCUUGCUCGUGAGAGCUGACUGACCGGCGCCACCUGCUGGUGUGAUGAUGUAACUUACCUACAGCAUGUGGUGACUCUCAUCCAGAGCAACAUCCAGAACCUCCAGACUAACUAAAAUAUAUUUACACUCCCAGUCAAAAGUUUGGACACACCUUCUAAUCCCAUGGUCUUUCCUGAUGUUUAUUUCUCUCUACAUUGUAAAACAAUGCUGAAGGCGGCCGAAAUCCACAAUAAUGUCCUUUGAACAGUUGAUAUUGAGAUAUGUCUGCUACUGAUGCUCUGUAAAGCCUUCAUAACGCCUCUAAUCUGAGGUGCUGUUAAUUGGUGAUUUCUGAGGCUGGUAAGUCUAAAUGAAGUUCUCCUCUGCAGCAGAGGUCAGUUUUGGUCUUGCUUUACUGGGAUGGUCUUCAUGUGAGACAGUUUCAUCAUGGGGCUUGAUGGGUUUUGCAAAUGCACUUGACAAUACUGUUCCUGCAAGAACUAUUCCAGAACACCUGACCUUCGUGUCUUAAAAUAACAACUGACUGGUUUUUGUUGUCAUUACAUAUGGAUUACUGAAGUCCAUGUGUGUUAUUUCAUAGUUUUGAAAUCUCCAGGAUUGUUCUAGAAUGUAGAAAAUAAAUCCCUAAACAAAAAACAUUGAAUUAAAAGGUGUGUCCAAACUUUUGACUGGUAGUGUGUGUAUAUAUAUAUGUAUAUGUAUAACUGGUGGGUCUUCAGCCACCGUAUGAAAACGGUCAUUGACUCUGUGCUUUGGACG
Hemibagrus wyckioides is the source of this 2555-nucleotide messenger RNA. Its product is annotated as mitochondrial carnitine/acylcarnitine carrier protein. The transcript is spliced from 10 exons. Gene Ontology annotation, molecular function: O-acyl-L-carnitine transmembrane transporter activity. Gene Ontology annotation, cellular component: mitochondrial envelope. Lineage: Eukaryota; Metazoa; Chordata; Actinopteri; Siluriformes; Bagridae. The coding region runs from base 254 to 1345 and encodes 363 amino acids. Gene Ontology annotation, biological process: carnitine transmembrane transport; mitochondrial transport. The record is from RefSeq and is a predicted model, not a curated record.